Drosophila mojavensis is the source of this 7567-nucleotide messenger RNA. RefSeq names its product mucin-2 (gene zye). The transcript is spliced from 4 exons. NCBI's taxonomy places the organism in Eukaryota, Metazoa, Arthropoda, Insecta, Diptera, Drosophilidae. The record is from RefSeq and is a predicted model, not a curated record. The coding region runs from base 174 to 7358 and encodes 2394 amino acids.
UAAAACAUGCGACGUGUGAGUAUAUAAACGAAGACGCGUCUUUUCCAAGCUUAGUGCGACUUCGAACUCUUAACCAGCCGGCGAUCAAACUAACUCUUUCUCUCUGUCUCUCUCCACCCAAGCAGCGUUCAACUAGCAAUUCCUGUUUUAGAUUGAGCGACAAUCCACUGAAAAUGGUCAAAGCUGGCCACAUAAUACUUUUGACUCAGCUUUUGGUCAUUGCUGGCGGCACAGAUCUGAGGAAAGGCGAUGAUUAUGUCGAUAAUGAAGUCAGCCCAGCCGAGGUGGCAUUAUCGUUCCCCCGAGUUUCGCGGAAAAGCGCCGCAUACGACGGCAACAUUGAGAAGAUCGACGUCAAAUGCGAUACGUCGAAUGGGAUGAUAGUCGAAGUGGAAUUCGCUGAGAUCUUUAAUGGAGUGAUAUACAGUCAAGGAUAUUACAAUGAUCCCAAGUGCAGAUAUGUGAGCGCUGGAAGUAAUGAGCGUCGAUUUGUUUUCAAAGUGCCCUUCGAUGGCUGUGGCAGCAAGCCAUCCUGUUCAAUAUGCGCUUCUGUGGACAAUAUACUGAUCAUACAGAAUGACCAGGAUAUUCAAGAGAGCUGGGACACGGCACGCAAGAUCACAUGCAGUCGCAGCGAUGAGCAGGAGAAGACUGUGUAUUUUCGACCAUUUGUUGUCGACAUGCUGGAAGUAAUAUCGGUAGAGACUCCAAGCGGUCCAGUUGAAUGCUGGAUGGAGAUAGGCACAGGUCUUCCACCGAAUAUCAAGCCAAUUAACUAUACUUUAAAGUUGGGCACGGAUAUAACAUUUACGAUGAAUGUCAAACAGACAACACAGACCUGGGAUAUUAACAUCUUGCAAUGCUAUGCUUCCGAUGAUCCUGAUUUCGAUACAGGCACCGCAAACAAAUUGCAGCUUUCCGAUAAAAAUGGUUGCUCUCUGAAGACAAAAGUAUUUGGGCAAUGGAAAAAAUUGGAGUCAUCUCCUGGCCAAACGUUAACUUAUUACAAUACGCUUAAAGCUUUCAAGUUCCCCGAUCGAUCUCAGGUGUACUUAAAAUGUGAUAUUGAACUAUGUAAUGGUGCUUGCGAAAGAAACUUCGCUUGCGGUGAGGAGCUAAUAGUGCCAACAAAGCCACGUUGCUCUGCUGGCUCAACAGAUCCUGAUUGUCAACCAGGAACAAUUCGACCCCUUGUAACGCCAAAGACACCAAGGUGUUAUCCGGGCUCCACUGAUCCCCGUUGUCCUCAAGAGCCAAAAACAACAGUUUCACCUAACUGCUAUCCUGGAUCACGAGAUCCUCGUUGUCAAGAAGAACCCAUAACUACAUCGAAGCCAAAAUGCUAUCCAGGAUCGACAGAUCCCGACUGUCAACCAGCCACUUACCUUCCUCCAACUACACGACGGCCAUCAGUCACUACACAGCGCCCCCCUGUAACUCCAACUAAGCCUAGAUGUUAUCCGGGCUCGACUGAUCCCCGUUGUCCUCAAGAGCCAAAGACAACCGUUUCACCUAACUGCUAUCCUGGAUCACGAGAUCCUCGUUGUCAACAAGAACCCAUAACUACAUCGGAGCCAAAAUGCUAUCCAGGAUCGACAGAUCCCGAUUGUCAACCAGCUACUUACCUUCCUCCAACUACACGACGGCCAUCAGUCACUACACAACGUCCUCCUGUAACUCCAACUAAGCCAAGAUGUUAUCCAGGCUCAACUGAUCCUCGUUGUCCUCAAGAGCCGAAAACGACAGCUGCGCCUAAUUGCUAUCCUGGAUCACGAGAUCCUCGUUGCCCACGGGAGCCCAUCACCACACAAAAGCCUCGUUGCCUUCCAGGAUCGAUCGAUCCCGAUUGUCAGCCAGCGACUUACCUUCCUCCAACUACACGACGUCCACCAGUCACUACACAGCGCCCUCCUGUUACCCCGAUUAAACCAAGAUGUUAUCCGGGCUCGACUGAUCCCCGUUGUCCUCAAGAGCCGACGACGACAGAUGCACCUAACUGCUAUCCUGGAUCACGAGAUCCUCGUUGCCCCCAGGAGCCAAAAACUACUUUAAAGCCGCGCUGCUAUCCUGGUUCAACAGAUCCUGGUUGCUCAACUACACGACGUCCACCGCUGACUACGACAAAGCCAAGGUGCUAUCCAGGCUCUACUGAUCCGCGCUGUCCAAAGGAACUCACUACAACCACCUCAACUCCUGCAUGUUAUCCAGGAUCAAAGAAACCUGAAUGCCUUAACUGCUUCCCAGGAUCACCAGAUCCAAGGUGUCCCAAAGUACCAACGACAAAAAGACCUGGUUGUUAUGACGGAUCAAGUGAUCCGAAAUGUCAACCAGCCACUUAUUUGCCUCCAAUAAAGACAACGAGAAUUCCCGGAAAUCUAGUUACACCAUCAAAACCAAUAUGCCGUCCAGGUUCAAGUGAUCCCCGUUGUCCUCAAGAGCCAAAGACAACAACAGCGCCCAAAUGUUAUCCUGGAUCACGAGAUCCACGGUGCCCAAAAGAACCCACAACCACACAAAAAUCCCGUUGCCAGCCUGGAUCGACAGAUCCCGACUGUCAGUCAACUACUUACCUUCCUCUAACUACAACAAGUCCACCUAUUACUACGACAGAGCCAAGGUGCUAUCCAGGCUCAACUGAUCCUCGUUGUCCUCAAGAGCCGAAAACGACUGCAAGGCCCAACUGCUAUCGGGGAUCUACCGAUCCUCGUUGUCCUCAAGAGCCAAAGACAACAGCUGCACCUAACUGCUAUCCUGGAUCACGAGAUCCUCGUUGCCCACGGGAGCCCAUAGCCACACAAAAGCCGCGUUGCCUUCCUGGAUCAACAGAUCCCGAUUGCCAGCCAGCUACUUAUCUGCCUCCAACUACCAGAAGUCCACCUGUGACAACUACAAAACCAAGAUGCUAUCCGGGCUCGACUGAUCCUCGUUGUCCUCAAGAGCCGAAAACGACAGCUGCGCCUAAUUGCUAUCCUGGAUCACGUGAUCCUCGAUGCCCACGGGAGCCCAUCACCACACAAAAGCCUCGUUGCCUUCCAGGAUCCACAGAUCCCGCUUGUCAGCCAGCUACGUACCUUCCCCCAACUACACGACGUCCAUCAGUCACUACACAACGUCCUCCUGUAACUCCAUCUAAGCCAAGAUGUUAUCCAGGCUCAACUGAUCCUCGUUGUCCUCAAGAGCCAAAGACAACAGCUGCACCAAACUGCUAUCCUGGAUCACGAGAUCCUCGUUGCCCACGGGAGCCCAUAACUACACAAAGGACACGUUGCCUUCCAGGAUCCACAGAUCCUGAUUGCCAGCCAGCUACUUAUCUGCCUCCAACUACCAGAAGUCCACCUGUGACAACUACAAAACCAAGAUGCUAUCCGGGCUCAACUGAUCCUCGUUGUCCUCAAGAGCCGAAAACGACAGCUGCGCCUAAUUGCUAUCCUGGAGCACGUGAUCCUCGAUGCCCACGGGAGCCCAUCAUCACACAAAAGCCUCGUUGUCUUCCAGGAUCCACAGAUCCCGCUUGUCAGCCAGCUACGUACCUUCCCCCAACUACACGACGUCCAUCAGUCACUACACAACGUCCUCCUGUAACUCCAACUAAGCCAAGAUGUUAUCCAGGCUCAACUGAUCCUCGUUGUCCUCAAGAGCCGAAAACGACAGCUGCGCCUAAUUGCUAUCCUGGAUCACGUGAUCCUCGAUGCCCACGGGAGCCCAUAACCACACAAAAGCCGCGUUGCCUUCCUGGAUCAACAGAUCCCGAUUGCCAGCCAGCUACUUAUCUGCCUCCAACUACAAGAAGUCCACCUGUGACAACUACUAAACCAAGAUGCUAUCCGGGCUCGACUGAUCCCCGUUGUCCUCAAGAGCCAAAGACAACAGCUGCACCUAACUGCUAUCCUGGAUCACGAGAUCCUCGAUGCCCCCCGGAGCCAACAACUACUUCAAAGCCGCGCUGCUAUCCUGGUUCAACAGAUCCUGGUUGCUCAACUACACGACGUCCACCGCUGACUACGACAAAGCCAAGGUGCUAUCCAGGCUCUACUGAUCCGCGCUGUCCAAAGGAACUCACUACAACCACCUCAACUCCUGCAUGUCAUCCAGGAUCAAAGAAACCUGAAUGCCUUAACUGCUUCCCAGGAUCACCAGAUCCAAGGUGUCCCAAAGUACCAACGACAAAGAGACCUGGUUGUUAUGACGGAUCAAGUGAUCCGAAAUGUCAACCAGCCACUUAUUUGCCUCCAAUAAAAACUACCAGAAUUCCCGGAAACCAAAAAACUCCAACAACAUCAGGCUGUUAUCCUGGAUCAACCGACCCUCGUUGUCCUCAAGAGCCAAAGACGACAGCUGCGCCUAAUUGUUAUCCUGGAUCACGAGAUCCUCGUUGUCCACGGGAGCCCAUAACCACACAAAAGCCACGUUGCCUUCCUGGAUCAACAGAUCCCGAUUGUCAGCCAGCUACUUAUCUGCCUCCAACUACAAGAAGUCCACCUGUGACAACUACUAAACCAAGAUGCUAUCCGGGCUCGACUGAUCCUCGUUGUCCUCAAGAGCCAAAGACGACAGCUGCCCCUAAUUGCUAUCCUGGAUCACGUGAUCCUCGUUGCCCACGGGAGCCUAUAACCACACAAAUACCUCGAUGUCUGCCUGGAUCGACAGAUCCAGAUUGCCAGCCAGCUACGUACCUUCCUCCAACUACACGACGUCCAACAGUCACUACACAACGUUCUCCUGUAACUCCAACUAAGCCAAGAUGUUAUCCGGGCUCGACUGAUCCCCGUUGUCCUCAAGAGCCGACGACGACAGCUGCACCUAAUUGCUAUCCUGGAUCACGAGAUCCUCGAUGCCCACGGGAACCCAUAACUACACAAAAGCCCCGCUGUCUUCCUGGAUCAACAGAUCCCGAUUGUCAGCCAGCUACUUAUCUGCCUCCAACUACAAGAAGUCCACCUGUGACAACUACUAAACCAAGAUGCUAUCCGGGCUCAACUGAUCCUCGUUGUCCCCAAGAACCGAAGACGACUGCAAGACCCAACUGCUAUCCCGGAUCUACCGAUCCUCGUUGUCCUCAAGAGCCGACGACGACAGCUGCGCCUAAUUGCUAUCCUGGAUCACGUGAUCCUCGUUGCCCACGGGAGCCUAUAACCACACAAAUACUUCGAUGUCUGCCUGGAUCGACAGAUCCGGAUUGCCAGCCAGCUACGUACCUUCCUCCAACUACACGACGUCCAACAGUCACUACACAACGUCCUCCUGUAACUCCAACUAAGCCAAGAUGUUAUCCAGGCUCAACUGAUCCUCGUUGUCCUCAGGAACCGAAGACGACUGCAAGACCCAACUGCUAUCCCGGAUCUACCGAUCCUCGUUGUCCUCAAGAGCCAAAGACGACAGCUGCGCCUAAUUGCUAUCCUGGAUCACGAGAUCCUCGUUGCCCACGGGAACCCAUAACUACACAAAAGCCCCGCUGUCUUCCUGGUUCAACAGAUCCCGAUUGUCAGCCAGCUACUUAUCUGCCUCCAACUACCAGAAGUCCACCUGUGACAACUACAAAACCAAGAUGCUAUCCGGGCUCAACUGAUCCUCGUUGUCCUCAAGAGCCGACGACGACAGCUGCACCUAAUUGCUAUCCUGGAUCACGAGAUCCUCGAUGCCCACGGGAACCCAUAACUACACAAAAGCCCCGCUGUCUUCCUGGUUCAACAGAUCCCGAUUGUCAGCCAGCUACUUAUCUACCUCCAACUACAAGAAGUCCACCUGUAACUACGACAAAACCUGUAACUACGACAAAACCAAGAUGCUAUCCGGGCUCAACUGAUCCGCGCUGUCCAAAGGAGCUUACUACAACCACCUCAACUCCUGCAUGUUAUCCAGGAUCAAAGGAGCCUGAGUGCCUAAACUGCUUCCCAGGAUCACCAGAUCCAAGGUGUCCCAAAGUAUCAACGACAAAAAGACCUGGUUGUUAUGACGGAUCAAAUGAUCCGAAAUGUCAACCAGCCACUUAUUUGCCACCAAUAAAAACUACGAGAAUUCCCGGAAACCAAAAAACUCCAACAACAUCAGGUUGUUAUCCCGGAUCAACCGACCCUCGUUGUCCUCAAGAGCCAAAGACGACAGCUGCGCCUAAUUGUUAUCCUGGAUCACGAGAUCCUCGUUGCCCACGGGAGCCUAUAACCACACAACAACCCCGUUGUCUGCCUGGAUCGACAGAUCCCGAUUGCCAGCCAGCUACUUACCUUCCUCCAACUACACGACGUCCACCUGUGACUACGACCACGUUAAGAUGUUAUCCAGGCUCAACUGAUCCUCGUUGUCCCCAAGAACCGAAGACGACUGCAAGACCCAACUGCUAUCCCGGAUCUACCGAUCCUCGUUGUCCUCAAGAGCCAAAGACGACAGCAGCACCUAAUUGCUUCCCUGGAUCACGAGAUCCUCGUUGCCCACGGGAGCCUAUAACCACACAACAACCCCGUUGUCUGCCUGGAUCGACAGAUCCCGAUUGCCAGCCAGCUACUUACCUUCCUCCAGCUACACGACGUCCACCUGUGACUACGACCACGUUAAGAUGUUAUCCAGGCUCAACUGAUCCUCGUUGUCCUCAAGAACCGAAGACGACUGCAAGACCCAACUGCUAUCCCGGAUCUACCGAUCCUCGUUGUCCUCAAGAGUCAAAGACGACAGCUGCGCCUAAUUGUUAUCCUGGAUCACGAGAUCCUCGUUGCCCACGGGAGCCUAUAACCACACAACAACCCCGUUGUCUGCCUGGAUCGACAGAUCCCGAUUGCCAACCAGCUACUUACCUUCCUCCAACUACACGACGUCCACCUGUGACAACGCCUAAAUCAAGAUGUUAUCCAGGCUCAACUGAUCCUCGUUGUGCUGAAGAACCAAGAACGACUACAAAACCAAACUGCUAUCCUGGAUCAACUGAUAUUCGUUGUUCACAGAGUUUAGUAACAUCAACUGUACCUCCAAAUACAACUCCUAUUUAUUGUUAUCCAGGCUCUGUAGAUCCCCGCUGUCCGGAUACCUAUAAGGGGUCAACGCCCAUCCCGGCAACGUAUUUGCCACCAUUGAGCGACCCGGGUUACGACAGGACAGUUAGAGAUGCGAAGAGCCAAUUCUUUAAUGAGAUUAACAAAUUGGCGAUCACAAAUAAUAAUAUUUUUGAGUUAGACGACGAUGAGGAUAUUGAGCCAGCGCGAGUAAAACGUGAUCUAAGCGAUUUAAAUAUAGAUCCAAUAACUUCCACCGAUCAAGGCGAUGAUCUUUUGUCCAGAAAAAUAAUGAAGCGCGAAUUCAACGAACGGCAACCAGAGAGGGAGGUCAUUUCCUUCACUCUUGGCAUUCGGACCGCUAUCAAAGUGAAUUAGCCAGAGUGCAACAGUGCCAGCAAAUGAACUCUCUCGCAUUUAGGUUAUCGUUUAAACAUGUAUUAUGCCUACAUAUUUAUAUCUUACUAUUAAACGUAUUCAUUCAAACAUACUCGAUUGCUAGUGUUCUAAGUGUAAGUAAACUCAGCUUAUAACGAAUGAUUUAUGUACAUUUUAAUUCAUACAAAUAAAAGUAAAUACAAAACGAA